AUGACUGAACAUUCCGAGCUUUCAGAGUUCCUCUCCGACGCCUCCGCCCUUUUUCACCCAGAGGCUGAAAAAGAUAAAAUGGAAGCCCAAGUAAUUCACUAUUCCGGUGCAAAUUACUUGAAUGGCAUCCCAACUCGAGAUGAUAUAGUUGCGGAAAAUGAUGGAGGUUUAACAGCAAUUCUUGAUAAUGCUUUAUCCAAUUACCAAGAGAUCCCUUUCAUGGCCGUUGAUUUUGGAGGGUUGUCAGAAAAAAUAGGAGAAAAGAACCGUUAUGUUUUGCGUCUUUAUGGCUCUCUUAUCAAUGGCCAAAAAGCAGUAGUUACCCUUAUAGGAAUCCGGGUAUUCUUUGAUAUUCGCGUACCUGAGAAGGAAUCUGUGGAUGACUUUAAGAUAAAAAUAGACGAAAUUCUAUGUAGUACUAUAAACGCUAGAGCCUAUCGAGAUAGAAAGAAAGCCCUCCAAGCCAUCCAAGAUAAUGAUUUCGAAACUGCAUCAGAUGAUAUAUCCUCAUUUCACCGUAAAAUAGCUAGAGAGAAUGGAAUUGCAAUUUCUGGUUGGUCCAUGAUGAGCAAGUAUUGUUGCAGAAAACAUCCUCAAUAUACAUACGAUUUUCACGUUUCUGUAAAUCAUUUUCGAGCAGUAGAAGACCUAAAAAUGAUAAGUGACCGUUUUCCGCUUCCAGCACUCAUAAGAGAUCGUACGCUUAUCCUCACGUGGGAUAUAGAGACGCAAUCACGAGAGCUGGGAGAAUUUGCUGAAGUACAUAAUAAAGAGGAUAAUGUAUUUAUGAUUUGCAUGACCUUGCAUUGGAAAGACGAUCCAAAACCGCUAAAACAAAUCUGUCUCGUCGAUCUUGAAACUGCGCCAGACCCACGCUGGAUAACAGUUGUAUGUAGAAAUCAGCCAAAUUUAUUAAAGGCAUUUGCAUUAUGUUGGAGAGCCUUUCAACCUGAUAUCCAGCUCGGUUUCAAUGAUUCUGAUUAUGAUUGGCCAUUCAUUGUGGAAAGAGCUUCUAGACUUAAUCUUCUCGAAUGGAUGUGGAAGCAGAUGACGGGAGACUUUAAAUCAUCUGAAGAAAUUCAAAAAUGGAAUUAUUAUGGAAAGAUAGGGGUAAACUCUAAAAAUACUUUUCAGAAGAAAAAAGGUGCUACUGAUAAUGAGGAGGAAGAAGAGUUCAAGGUACAGCCAAUCAAGGUUAAAAUUUGUCCAGAGGAAAAUUUCAUUUCCACUUUUCUUAAAAUACCAGGCUGUGUGCCAAUUGACGUACGUGUAUGUUUUAAGAAACUCUACCCUCGCGCAGAAGUAGAUAGGAAAAGCUCGCUUGCGUUUUACUUAAAAAAAUGUGGACUUGAUGGUAAGGCAGAUAUGCCAUAUAAUAAAAUGUGGAGAAUCUACUCAGAAGCGAAAGCGGGCACCUCCCUAAGAGAAUCGCAUUCUUCUGCCAUGCAAAACAUGCAUGAAGUAGCAUAUUAUUGUAUUAUAGAUGCAUUGCGUUGCCAGGAGCUCAUGGUUAAGCGAAAUAUAAUUAAUGAAUAUAGGGAGGUCGCUUCUUUAGCUUACGUAUCUUUGUUCGAUUCUCAUUAUCGAGCAAAUGGAAUGAAGGUGCGAAACCUUCUAGGUGCUUAUGCCACCAAACUUGAUAUGCUAUUUAGCACGAGACAGAGUAAAAAUAUAGAAAAGGGCAAGUAUCCUGGUGCAUAUGUAUUUUCACCUAAAAAGGGGAUCGAGAUUAAAAGACCUGUAACAGGAUUGGAUUUUGCCUCAUUGUAUCCCAGCCUCAUCAUGUCUUACAACCUCUCUCCAGAAAAAAUGAUAUUAACCUAUGAAGAGGCUGAUGAUGCGCAAAAAAAUGGAAACAUCUUACAUAAGAUUGAGUUUCCAUUUAAUGACCGCAUCAUUCAUGCUUGGUGUGUAAGACAUGAUAAUCAAUUCGAGAAGAAGGGUUUAUAUCCUAUUGUGUUAGAGGAUUUGUCCAACAAGAGAAAAGAACUUAAAGCUCAGCUUGCCUCAUUAGGAAAGAAAAAGGAGCGCCUUGGGAAAAUGAUCAGUUUAGCUAAAGAGAGAGGUAAAAGAGUUCCGGAAAGCUUAAAUUCGGAAUACUCAUCCGUAUGUUUCGAUUAUAACUGUUUGAAUUCCAAGCAGUUUGCUUUGAAGGUAUACAUGAAUACUUUUUACGGGGAGGCAGGAAAUAGCAUAUCCCCAUUCUUUCUUCGUGAAUUAGCUGGAGGGAUCACUUCUGCAGGUCAAUAUAAUAUUGGUCUUGUCGCUAAAUUCGUAUCUGGAAAAGGUUUCGGAAUAAAAUAUGGUGAUACUGAUUCUUUAUACCUCACCUGCCCAGAUAAGUAUUAUGAAAUAUGCGAUAGAGCUUUUAAUGAAGGAAAGCUUUCCAAGGAAGAAUACUGGACUGAAAUGGUUAAUAUUACUAUGGGUGUGAUGAAAAAGUUGCGCGAUCAAGUAAAUGCUUAUCUUAGGAUAGAAAACGGCACAUCUUAUCUUAAGAUGGCAUAUGAAGAAGUAUUAUUCCCUGUUUGCUUUACCGGCAAGAAAAAAUACUUCGGUGUACCACAUGAAGGGGUUGUCAAUUUCAGGCCGGAUGAACUCUUUAGAAAAGGAAUUGAUACUGUAAAGCAAGGCCAGUCCCAGCUUUUUAAAUACAUUGGGGAAAAAAUUAUGUGGGAAGCUAUGGAUAUAAAUAACACGCGCUCAAUUCAUAAAAUUGUUGAAAAUAUUCUCAGAGAGGCCAAACAUAAGCAAUGGGAUUUUGAUGAUUUUAUCGUAAUGGCUACAUGGAAGCCUAAGAAAAAAAAUCUUUGCAUCCAUCGCUUUAUAAGACGGAUGAGAGAAAAAAAUGAGAGAAUUCCUGAUCCCGGCGAACGGUUUAGUUAUGUAGUUGUCAAAGGCCCACCUCUCUAUAAUGAAAAAGGCCGAAAGGAACCGCAUAGAAUUGGAGAUUAUAUGGAAUAUGCAGACAUCGCAAAAGAGCUUAAUAUGGAAAUAGACAUCAACUACUAUUUAGAAAAAACAGUAGGAAUGUGCGCACGCUUUAUUAACGAGGAUGAUAGAUACCAACCACCACCUUCACAUAAAAUUAUGCAACUCAAAGAUUCGGAUGAGAAAGAAAAGCAGAUCGACACUUAUUCCCAGGACGAGGCAAAAAAAUGGCUUAAAAAAUAUAUAAAAGGCUUACAAUAA
Molecule: messenger RNA, 3192 nt
Organism: Rhizophagus irregularis DAOM 181602=DAOM 197198
Lineage: Eukaryota; Fungi; Glomeromycota; Glomeromycetes; Glomerales; Glomeraceae
Source: RefSeq, a predicted model, not a curated record